Molecule: messenger RNA, 828 nt
Organism: Cyphomyrmex costatus
Lineage: Eukaryota; Metazoa; Arthropoda; Insecta; Hymenoptera; Formicidae
Gene: Pdf
Product: Pigment-dispersing factor
Exons: 5
Coding region: 461-724 (87 amino acids)
Biological process (GO): response to light stimulus
Cellular component (GO): extracellular region
Molecular function (GO): hormone activity
Source: RefSeq, a predicted model, not a curated record
GGAGAUAUUAUUAUAACAUUAAGAUUACGAAGUUACAUAAGAAUAAAAGAAGCGAAUAGCAUAGACAGAGUGAUAGUGAGAAAGAAAGAGAAAAAUUUUAAAGAGAAAUUUUGCAUUUUAUUAAAAAGAAGAGUAGGAGAAGGACAGACUAUAAAGCAACAAAGGAAUUUAAAGCUUUCAAGGAUUUCUUUUACAUAACUUAGUAAAAGAGACGAAACACAAUUUCCGCGAUAAUCUCGUCGAAGAACAUCUGUCGUUCGCAGAGCUGUUAUCGGCUUACGUCCUACGAUCUGACUGUCAGGAACAGAUAUCGGCAUGAUGUGGAUACUCAGUAUAAAAGAAACAGCAUCUUCGGAUUCACGUUGUAAUCGCGUGGUACCUACCAUCGAACAGCAUUCGCUGCCACUUCAACGUCUAUUGCAGUUCGGCACUUGCGAUUACUCCAAAAACAUCUAAAUCAAUGGCUAAUUACGUGAGAUUUGCUAUCAUUGUCGCUAUUACAAUCGGAAUCGUUUGUGGAGAAGAGUCCAAUGAGCUCGAGGAUGUCGACAGGAAUAUUUUCGGAUUGAAUCUUCCCUACGGCAGAGGAUUGGAUAGUGAAUUGCAGCUGGCCAGAUUGAUGCUAGUGGCUCCGCGAUUGUGUCAUUCCAAACGUAAUUCUGAACUUAUAAACUCGCUAUUGGGUCUACCGAAAAAUAUUCAUAAUGCUGGGAAACGCAAAUAACUUGGUUGUAUAAGAUAAUUCAAAGUUAUAUCAUAUGUAUACGAAGAUACAGAAAUAUACACCUCGUAGAUUAUCCAUCAGAGAAUAUAUAAUUAUGAGAAAGA